This is a messenger RNA of Sycon ciliatum, 2977 nucleotides long. RefSeq lists its product as uncharacterized. The record is from RefSeq and is a predicted model, not a curated record. Bases 106 to 1707 code for a protein of 533 amino acids. NCBI's taxonomy places the organism in Eukaryota, Metazoa, Porifera, Calcarea, Leucosolenida, Sycettidae. The transcript has 10 exons.
GUCGUGACAUCCGAACAAGUGCAAAGAGAAGUUGCUACAGUGUCGCGUUGAAAGUCUCAAGUUAGUAGUUGAUAGUUGUUUGAAAGAUAACCAGAAGUUGUAAUCAUGGCCGUGUGGUCUUCCUCUCUAGCCCAUGGCCAGCGGCCCAACACGAUCAGCAUCCCUGCUUCAGUAGGUUCUAGCUCGUCCGAGGCUCCCGCGCACUCCUGGAAAUCGCCGGAGGUCGUUGACGCUAGUGUGCCUCUUCUACCGUCGACAUCUGCCGACGGGAUGGCGCUGACAUACGAACAGAGGGUGUGCAGAAAGCAUUGGCAUUGUUUGCACGUGGAACGGCAGAAUCUUCUCCAGGCGUGUCGGGUUGCCGUAAAGGCCUUGGUGGAUCGCGUGUGCUUUGCUGUAGUCGAUGACGAUAGCGUGGAGCUGGCCCAGUUCAUAGCCGUGGCGGAGCGCAUUCUCUUUCACGGAUUUCACGGUCAGGAGUCUGGCAGUAUCCUGUCUGCGGAGGAGCCUUGUCCCGAACUGUGGCCGGUGCUGAAGGCAGCUUUGCCGGCCACUGAACCGGUUGAGACUGUGGAGAAUAUGAGCGAUGUACACACUGACUUGGGAAAAUGUCGCGCCUGGUUGCGUACCUGCCUUGUUCAGAAGUCCUUUGCGACACACUAUCUACAGAUGCUCAACAGUACACAACUUAUCAGUUCCUGCUACUCUACGUCGGCACUGCUGCGUCGUGAGGACGGACAUCUGAUAUUCGGCUUUCUCCAAGCGCUGGACAGUGUAGAUUUCUGUCUAUGUCUAAAGGACAACGUUGACCUGGAUGUGAGCGUCCAUUCUGUUGUCGACUACUCCUAUUUCAUUCAGUUCAGAGCGAGUGCUAUUGGUAAUCUGGCAGACGAGGGAGAGUGGUGGGAUGCGCUCGAGGCCGACUCGCUGCCGAACGUUCCGCGCGACUCGCAGUCUGCCCUCGCCAACUCCGUGGUGGUGGCUGCAAUGUCGAAAGGCACCUCGACGGUGUCCUCUGCAUCAGCGUGCGCUGAUAGGCCGGACGAGACACUGCCGAACCCAGAUGCUGUGUUUAGCAGCUCUCCGCGUGCCACAUCUAUGACCGAAGGUGAAUCCACGGCAGCCCAGACAACGGCGGAGACAGCCAGCUUGAACCCCGGACUCUCCGCAGGAGAAGAGCAGGUGGAUGGCCAGCCCACAGUCACCACGCCAAAUGCCAGUGUGGGCAGCACGACUGCCGCAAGUUCACUUAGCGCCGACGAAGGCGCAGCAAGUCGACAUGCAGACCAAGCGGCGGCGGAUUCAACGAAGCGCAGUGGCUCGCAUCCAGUGUCGUCAAGCUCCGGUCUGAACAUUGCGAGUGCAGGGGAGUCUACCACCGGGACAGACCACGUUGGCAUGGCCGACUUCAUCCGGCUGCAACAUCACGUCAGUCGUGAGAGAGAACAGAGAAAUUAUUGCGAAGAGCUGGUGAAGCAACGUGCGAGGCAGCUGUCGGAGGCAGCGCAUGAGAAGGAGGCGCUGUUGCAUCGCAUUUCCGCAGUUCAGGAACAGGGGCACAAAGAGCUAGACCAACUCGAGGCCAUCAUACUGGAGUUGCAUGAGCAAGUAGCCGACCUGACACUGGAGAAUCGCCGACUUACGCAGGAGCUCACGGCUGCCUCCACGCCCUCCGACGGCAUCUUCUCCGGUUUCUUUUCCCGGUGACCGUUCCGUGUCGAUUGCCGGGCGUACCGGUUACGUUACGCCUUGUGCCCGCUGAAUUCGUCCAGAAUAACACCGAGUCGCUUCAACCGUGGUCAUGCAUGUAGCCUUGCACUGCAUUCUAGACGUCCAGGCUUCAUCUCAAGAUUGUGUUUGAGCUGGCAGCCCAGAGCUAUUGUGGGUCUUGCCAACAUCCCCGCUGCCAAUUAGAAGCAUCCCCGCCGCCAAUUCGAAGCAUCCCCGCCGCCGAUUCGAAGCAUCCCCGCCGCCGAUUCAAAGCCGGUAGCUAUGCUGUUCCAAUGGGUGUCGGUGGCUCACAGGAUCUUCUCCUGGUCUAGACCAUUGUGUGAAGAGUGCUGAGUUUUACACAAAUCAAUCAACCAUCACCAGUAAAGGGAAAGAGAAAAGAUAGUUAGUGUUCUUCGGGCUGGCACGAAUUCUCCCUUUUUGCCUGAAGAGAUCUCGUAUUAUUUGUACCCCCCGUGUACGACCGUACCUCACCUUGUCAGUCUGAGGAAGCUGGGAGCGGGCGGUGUGGAGGACGUGCAACCGCCCAUUCAAACAUGCUCUCUCCUAUGUACUUUGUACUCUGGGCGAUGUAGAGGACAUGCAACUGCCCAUUCAGACAUGCUAUUCUAUGUGCAUUGUACUCUGGGCUAUGUAAAGGACGUGCAACCGCCCUUUCGGACAUGCUCUCUCCUAUGUGCAUUGUACCCUGGGUGGUGUGGAGGACAUGCAACUGCCCAUUCAGACGUGCUCUCCUAUAUGCAUCGUACUCUGGGCCGCACGGCUCCAGCCUGCUGUGUUACGCAGUCUCGGCCACGCUUGCCCACCAGCAGGACUACACAAGCGUGCCGCGUCUACGUCCUGUGGGUGCCCUGUUGCCGUGGUUACGGUUACCACGGCAGUGGCGAAGCUCCUCGAGAGACGGCGCGCUGUGAGUCGGUGUAGUGUGCGCGCCGGCUCCAGCCAAGCUGUAUGAACCACACCGCUGCCCCGCCGCUCACGUACAAGUAUUUCGAAAGAAAAAAAAGGUUCGUCCAGCUACUUCGUUGUUCCAACCAACUCGUGAAAAGCUGCAUCAACUCUUAGGCUGUAGUCGUCGAAGGUGUCUAUCCCCGACCGAAAGCUACCCAAGUUAAAGCCGCACAAUCUAGUGUUCGUGUGCUGCCGCUGUGUGGCGUGCCUGCUCGCAAUUUUUACAGGAUUCAAUAUUCCCUGCCAGUAGUCAGUAUUUACGACUCGCUCUCAGACGGUCUAUUUCAAUUGUUUA